Molecule: messenger RNA, 1869 nt
Organism: Dracunculus medinensis (Guinea worm)
Lineage: Eukaryota; Metazoa; Nematoda; Chromadorea; Rhabditida; Dracunculidae
Source: the annotation of a GenBank genome assembly
AUGGAUUCACGACGUGGAAGUUUGUCGAGAAUCUCGAUUGCACUUCAGCGAUCGUUUCGAAGAUUGAAACGCGAUGAACGACGAAGUUCACGAGGACUUUCUGAAUGUGCAGAAAAUUCUGGAAAAAAUCAAAGUGGUAGAUCAGUUGGUGGAAAUCGAGAAAUGCCAACGCGCGAAGACGCCAAUUCCAUUUUGCCGGCAAAAGUUUUAGAUAUUAAGUUGGAUAAAAGUGAAUCGUUCGAACUUUUUAAUUUGUGUAAAAAUAUGGAAAAUUUGGUUUUGCAUUCUCGAAGGGGCAUUUAUGAUAGCCGAGAACCAGAUCAAUCCUAUUUUUCUCCGUAUACAAACUUCAAAAUUAAUGAUUUUUCAAACAAAUAUGAUCGACAGAUCGCUACACUGCAAAUGAUGGAAAAUUGUAUCGGAAAUCGUGUGGCGAAAAGGUUAAUGCGAAAUAAGGAUAUACCAGUGGAUCAUGAAGCUCGCAAAGUAUUGUGGAAAUCAAUAUACAAAGGGAGGCGAUUCGAAGAUAUGAAAUCUUAUUAUAAUAAUAGUGUUUCCGAUGUCCAAACAGAUUGCGAAGGUCGUCCUUUGUUCGAUGAAAAAGUGUAUUUUUUAAAUACAGAUGGAACUGCAGCACUUGGGAGGCUUAUGGGUGUAUUUAAAAUGGGUCGUCUCAGUGAAUUUCCAGACUUUAUUUUAUCGUCAUUCGGAGCAGUAUUUUUACACUUCAUGGAGGAAGAUGAAGCUUAUGCUUUUACCGAACGUGUGCUUUACGACUCCCUCUUUAAUAUUUCAAUAUCAGCGGUCUUGCAACGAUAUGGCACUUCACGAGCGCUCGUUGAUAUGCUUCAUUCUUAUAGGCCAAGAGUUUAUCAAUAUCUGCGACGAAAAUUAGGGAGUGAUACGACUGACGAUGAUUUGGCUUACCUUAUAGAUGACUGGAAACGCUGGUUGUUUCGUUUGUUGCACUUCAAUCAUCUUGUUCGUGUCAUCGAUUGUUUUCUGGUUGAAGGACCCAAAAUAUUACUCCGAGUUGUCAUUGCUAUUCUUUGUAUUUGGCAUCAUUUUAGAUGUUAUCGAACUUCGGGGUUAGCGCGUAUAAAUAGGAGGAAAAAAUUGCGGGAGUUGGGCAAUCACAUCGGAGCUGUUACGUUUGAAUGUCGUGUUGGAACAAAAGGACUUCUGGAUUUUGCUUUCAAAUUACGUAAUUUCAAGAGUGAAUAUAUUAUUCGAGUCUUGCAGAAAUAUUCUAAUGAGGUAUUGGUUGGAGAACCAGAGGAACCAGUUGUGCGAGAUUGCAUAGAUGGUGGUUUUAUUGGUGUGAUCUCAGAUGAUGUUCGUGGGCGCACAUUUCAAUCGAAGCUUAUUAGUCCUUAUGUUGCUUCUUGUCUUAUGUCAUAUCUUCCGAAAAAAUAUAUUCAUGUAACACCUGUGCUUUUAUUUGAUGCCAUUCAAGAUGGAAUAAGUUUUAACACACUAUGGAACAGGAUUGAUGAUGCACAAAGUACCAUUAUUAUCAUCAAAACUCUCUCGCAUGAAGUUUUUGGUGCUUACUGUUCUUCUCCUUGGAACUUACGUCGACGGACCGACCGAUUUUUUGGUACAAAUGAGUGUUUCCUUUUUAAAGUGAGUCCUUUACGAGAUGCACCCAUAAUAUACCAAUUUAUCGAAGACGAAUUGGAACGAUCAACUUAUUUUAUGUGCGGCAAACAAGCGAUUGGUGGUGGAGGUGAUGGAAUGGCAAUAUAUAUAGAAAAUGAUUUGACUUCAGGAACCACUGCAGCUUCAACAACAUUCGGUAAUCCAAAACUAGCAAAACCAUUUUUUUUUGAUAUAGAGGAUAUGGAAGUUUUUGGAGUUAGCGAUUAA